CCCCGGGGCCGAGGGCGGGCGGGCGAGGCCAACGGCCCCGGGGCGCCGCCGUCGCCAGGCGGGCGGGCAGCCCCGCCGGGGGAUGACUCAGAGCCGCGGCCCCUGCAGCGAAGCCGCCGCCGCCGCCGCGCCGGGCUCCGCGCAGCGCCGCCCCAUGCCCGCGCCCCCCGCCGGGGGCCGCCCGCCGCCCGCCGCGCCCGCCGCGCCGCGCACCGGAUGAUGCCCCCGCGGGGGGCGGUGGGCUCCUGCCGCCGGCGGCGCCUGGCGCCCCUCAACGAGGACAACGGGCGGUUCCUGCUGCUGGCCGCCCUCAUCGCGGCGUACCUGAGCGCCGGCGCCACCGUCUUCUCGGCCCUCGAGAGCCCGUCGGAGGCGGCGGCGCAGCUCCGCUGGAACCGGACCCUCCACAACUUCAGCCGCAUCUUCAACAUCAGCCUGCCGGAGCUGCGCGCCUUCCUGCGGAGCUACGAGGCGGCCAUGGCCGCGGGCAUCCGCGUCGACGCCCUGCGGCCCCGCUGGGACUUCCCCGGCGCCUUCUACUUCGUGGGCACCGUCGUCUCCACCAUAGGUUUUGGAAUGACCACACCAGCAACCGUGGCUGGCAAAGUGUUCCUCAUCGUUUAUGGCCUUUUUGGGUGUGCCGGGACCAUCCUCUUCUUCAACCUCUUCUUGGAGCGCAUCAUCUCCCUCCUGGCAUUCAUCAUGAAGGCGUGCUACGAGAGACAGCUGCGAAGGAGUGGUCUCCUACCUCCCAACUUCCGAAGGGGGCCAGCUGUGUCUGGGGUGGGCAGCCUCGUGGGCUGGAAGCCAUCCGUGUACCACGUGAUGCUGAUCCUGGGAAUUUUUGCUAUCGCCCUUUCCUGCUGCGCCUCCGCCAUGUACACGGCAGUGGAAGGAUGGAACUACGUUGACUCCUUGUAUUACUGCUUUGUCACCUUCAGCACCAUCGGCUUUGGAGAUUUGGUAAGCAACCAAAACGCUGUGUACCAGCAUCAGGGAUUAUACCGAUUCGGGAACUUCAUGUUUAUAUUAAUGGGAGUAUGUUGCAUAUACUCCCUUUUUAAUGUCAUCUCAAUCGUAAUCAAACAAAUUUUGAACUGGGUGUUGAAAAAAUUCGAAUGCAGAUGUUGCCCAAAGUGCCAUAAAUCCAGUACCCGCCUCAGCCGUCGCAACGCCAUCACCCCCGGAGCCCGCCUGCGCCGCCACAACGUUGCCAGGGACGCUGACGGACAGUACGACAGCGACACCGAGGGCAGGAGGCUCUCUGGGGAGAUGAUCUCCAUGAGGGAGCUCACAGCGUCCAGUAAAGUCUCCCUGGCCAUUUUGCAGAAGCAGCUGUCCGAGACAGCCAACGGCUACCCGAGGAAUGUCUGUAUCAAUACGAGACAGAACGGUUUCUCUGCGGGGGUGGGGGCUCUGGCCAUCAUGAACAACCGCUUGGCAGAAACAAGUGAUUCUAGGUAGAGUUUUUGGAAUUCCAUUUGUUUCUUAAAUAAAAAUAAAAUGGCGGUUAGGGUGGAAUUACGACUGUAAGCUACUGGAAAGUUUUACAUUUCAGAGACAGCCUUGGUAUUCAUUGGGUGUUCAGCAUUUUACUUUCUGGGGGUUUUAUAAGUUUUCUCUAAUAUGCAGUGAGAUCUUUACCAUUAUGUUACAGUUUUCCCCUAGGGGGGUUUUUAAUGAGACGUGGAUGUCUUUGAGGCAGAAUCUGGUGCAAUUACAGGAGGAUGGUGUGCAUGGCUAGGAAGGUGUCAAAACCAACAUGUUCUUCAGAACAGCGCCUGAACCCAAACUCGGUGUUAAAAGGCAUAAAGCGAGCAAGUUGCGCUCCAGAUUCAAACAUGGGGUUGGUAAGUUUUGGCUAACCAGUAUCUCCCAGUUUGCUGAAGUCUGGAUUUGGUCCUGAGCCUUGUACUCAAUGCUCUUCAUGGAUUCCUCGUAGCAGGCCUCUGUGUGACAUACACGUAGGUGACUGUCGUCACACCAGCUUUGGGGUGGCUGUGCUUCACUUCAGUAAUCCCACUGACUUCAGUGGCAGAGGAUGGAAUGGGCUGAACUCCCCUCCUACAAAUGAUGGGGUUUAGCCAGGCGUGUCUGAAAGACCACCCCUGCCACCUAACUCUUAAAAGUCAGGGGAUUAUCAAGGACCAUGUUAAAGUGUGCAGAACUCUUCCUACCUAUGAAUAACAAAACAGGCAAUUGUCACUUCAGAACUGACUUUGUUUAAUGCAGGAGAAGCCGGUAUGCACCUCUGGUGUCAAAUGUUUGCAUCUCCACAAAAAUGCUUACUUCCUUACUUUUUCAUUGAAAUAAGUCACUAAAAUUAAUGUAGGCUCUCUGUUGUCCUAAAUUUGCAUCUUCUGCAGUGUUGUUGCAGAGAGUCAUGCAAAUCAUCUCCUUGCAGUUUUCUGAGGGCCCCAGCCCUGUACUUGUUUCCCACAAAUCUGACUGUGCAGGUUGUACAGAAGAAGAGCAUUGCUUUGGAGUUCCCCCUGAAGCUGGCUUCCCCCAGAAUGUUGAUACCAAGUCAUAAAUUGGCCUUUGGCUGUUGCUGCUACCAUCUUAAGCCAUAUUAAACCUGUGCUAGCCCAAACCACUGAAGAGCCAAAAGCAAGCCUGGUCUAGAGUGUGUAGUUUAGCGUGACAAGUGGGUGCAGAGGAUUUGCUGCAAACCACUUCCAAAAAUGCAUGCGCAGCUCUGGAUCAUUUCUCUAAAUUCUCUCUACUACACUGUGAAGAUAAUAAAAAGGCUUCUGCUGAUUCCAAGCAAGAAAUAAAACUUAAGCUUGUAUUCCGAGAAGCCUUCUCUUGGAAACUUACUGGAAAAUUGUAGGCAAGAUUAUGAGUAGUAGGUUGGUCACUGAAUAAAUUGAACAAGCUGAUGAACAAAAACUAGGAAUAGUAGAAAUGUUUCCAUUAAAUUUUAUAUAGAUAUUCUACUCUAUUUACUUUGUUUUGCAUGGGUUUGGAGUAGCCAUAAUUUUUGCUUUCUUUUAAAUUUGUAGCAGUGAAAAAUGUUUUGGAAUUUCCCCUCGGAAAACCAACUUUAAAUUUGAGGUUUUGCACACCUGAGCCUGUCAGCUGAAUUAUGGCAGUGAAUGUAUCAUUUUUUCUGAUGAAAAGAAAUCAGAGCUGCAGAUAAGCCAUCACACAUGGGUCUCUAUCACACUGCAAAUGUCACAGUUUUUAUCACGAUGUGUUUGGCCAGAAACAAGCAGUGAUGAUUGUAAUGUGUUUCCAGCUGGCACAGACUCAUACUUAAGAUUCUGUGUUAUGGUAGGGGCUGCACUCAAGAGGCAGGAGCUUUCUUGGUGGUAGAGAGACUCCUCAAAGUCCGUCUGUCUGAGUGCCUUCCUGUCUGUGCACUCCUCCUCUUUAAGGAGGCAGGAAGAGAUGUUUGAUGCUCCUUUUGAAGGCCACUGAAGGAUAAAUUUAGGCAGGCUGUACAGGGACAGGUCACAGUCUGGAAAAAGCUCUGACUGCUGGAAGACCCAGUUCAGGCAGAUGCCUUCCAGAGAUGCAAGGGAGACAGCACAGGCAGGGAACCAAAAGAAUGAAAAUUUGUUCUUUCCCCUUGGGAUUACCCCCACGGGGAAAUCUCUUAUUUUGUUGUUUUAUGUGUUUGUUUAUUAAAAGUUUGAAUGGGACCCUGCUCUUUUUUUGCAGCCCAGCCUCUCUUAGGGUUGUAUCUCGGUGCAUUUGUCAUCAUGGGGACUAUUAACCAUUAGAACUAUUACAUAAAUCUGGGCAGACAGGCUCUGUCCCAAAGGACUUUGGAAUUUGAACUGAUAGGGCCCCAAGCCACAGCAGAAUUACCUCUUGAUUAUUUUGCUCACAAAAACAUGCUCAAAUGUAUCAACAUUCUGUGAGCUCAAGAACUCUUAUUUUUAUGGUACCAAAUUUGCAAAUUAAGGGUUUGUGGUUUUUUUCAGUGAGUUGUUUUAAAGGAUAAAUACUAUAACCGUGAUUAGGAUCCUUUUUAAACUGCAAAUUUGUGAAUUGUUUUCAAACUACUUAUUCUAGCCUGGCAAAUAGAGUGAAGUAAUAUGAAAUUGUACAUACCUCCUCUGUACUUUUUCUGAGUCUAGGCAAAGGCGGACACACAGUCUGCUGUAACAUGAUUGAAAUGUUUCCAAGUCUUUCUGGUGCCAUCAGUCACAAGGUUGCUUUUGCAGGACCCUUUGCAGUUCCUAUUAACUCCAGAGGAAGAUGGACCAGCUCCUAGAGCUGGGUGUCUCAAGGAAUUUGGGCAUCAGAUUGCUGCUCUGUUCGCUUAGAUCUAAUGUUUACUUACACCCAAGGUCCUUGAUAAUCUCCAUUCUGCUUCCCUCUAGCCUCAGAGGAAGUGCAUGCCCAGUUAUUCACCAGUGGCCCUGUUACUUGCAGGUCUCAUAUCCCCAGAUGCUGACAUAAGUCGACUGCUGGGACUGCCAGGUUGUAUCUAAGUCCUGUAAAAAUCCCCAAACCCAUCUGGCUCAGCAAAGAUCAGUUCAUGAGGGUCAGAGCACAGUUACUGACCCGGGUCUCAAUGGGAAGCAUCUGCUGAAGGGUGGCCUUAAGUUCUCUCAUAUUCAGUAGCAGAAGUAUUUUUCAAGGAUGCAUGGAAACCAAGCUCCAAAUCUCUACUCUUCAGCCUGCCAGCCCUACCUGGGCACGCAUCACUCCUGUGCAUGGAAACACGAGCCAAGAGGACAAAGGAGUUUUGAGAUCAGUCUUUCCUAGUCCCUUGUGCUCUUCCUUCAGCUGCUUUUUUUUUUUUUUUUUUUUUUUUUUGAUGACAACUCCUUUUUGAAAUUGCCAGGCUUGGGCGCCUGACUCCUCUUUCAUUGUUUGUGGAUUCCCCAGGGCAGCCUGCUCCAUUGGUGAAUUAACCCCUCAGCGUGCACCAGUUGCACCAAGUGCAAUUCCUCCUGGUAUUUCAUUUUCACAGAGAAAGCAGAUACCAGCAAUACCUGGACACAGAAUGAAGCACAAGAAAUUAGAAGGAAAUGAGAGGAACAGAGUGGGAAAGUGAAAGCACACUGCACUAGAUUGCACUUUCUUUUCAGGUAACUUGGGAGCUAUAUUACAUUCUUGAAAUGGGUUGGGUUUUUGUGUGUUUUUUUUUUUUUUUUUAAAUUUAAUUAUGGGUAGCCUUGAAAGAAUACAGUUGACUUAGAUUUUAAAAGUUCAUCUUCCCUGAUACAACCCCUUCUGCACUACCCUGUAGAAGAGCAGCAGUAACUCUUCACUGACACAGACCAAGACAGCCCAGCUGCCUGCUGAGCCUACAGGCAGCACAGACCUGAGCUCAGACCCUCUCCCCCAGAUUGGUGCUGCCUGAGCCCAGGGAAGAGCAUUCAGGAGCAGCAGAAGGCUGCAGGAAUUAGGACUUCUCUGUGAGCUGGCCCCUAGUGAGGGCAGCGAUGGCACGGGUGUGAGCCACUUGGACAAAGGAGAUACCACGUUUGCCUGGCACCUGCACUGAUACCUUGCAGAUGAAAAUUAAAACUUAGGUGAAAAUUGAUGGGCAACAGUGACCAAGUUCAAGUGACAUCUUCUCUUAUCCCCGGAGCAGUCACAAGGAAUAAUUUCUUGUGAAACUUGUAGCAUUUGGCAAGUCACUACAUUGACCUCUCGGGGUCUGUCUUCCCUCUGUGUGUCUUGGACAAAGUU
Motacilla alba alba is the source of this 5655-nucleotide messenger RNA. RefSeq names its product potassium two pore domain channel subfamily K member 12 (gene KCNK12). Gene Ontology annotation, biological process: potassium ion transmembrane transport; stabilization of membrane potential. Gene Ontology annotation, molecular function: potassium ion leak channel activity. Gene Ontology annotation, cellular component: membrane. The coding region runs from base 217 to 1464 and encodes 415 amino acids. The transcript is spliced from 2 exons. The record is from RefSeq and is a predicted model, not a curated record. Lineage: Eukaryota; Metazoa; Chordata; Aves; Passeriformes; Motacillidae.